AUAUACUUACAGUUUGAAAGUUUUGCUUUUAUUUCGUCUCUUGGAUUUAAGUCCCAGGAAUGAAUAAAUAUUCAUCGUUUUUAAUGAAAGUUAGUGAUAUAAACUAAAGGAAAUUCUCAAAAUUACUUAGAAAACGUAUAACUAAUUAUGAUAUCCAAUCUAGAAGUGAAAAAGGAACGCCCGGAUGAGGCUGAAAUACGAGAAAUGGCUGCUAAAAUGUCUGAACAACAUAAGCAGCAAAUGGCGAAAAUUCAACAAUCCACUCAAAGAAAUACACAGGCACCAAGUCCUGUUCUACCUCCUGGUGGCCAGACUAAUAUAUUGAGUUACCUAACAAGGAGUCAAAAGCAAAAUUUACUUGAACAGCAACAUCCAAGUAGUAGUAAAUCUUGUGACACAAAUGAGAUUGUUGACGAUAAGAAAGACGAGGAAAGUCAAAAAGGACAUUUUGGAUGGACUUCAUUUCAAAACAACAACAAAGUUUUUAUUCCUUACAUAUUUCGCCAGUCAGAAAAGUAUUGUGCUGUCAGAAUGGUUGAAAGUAAACUACUAAAUAAGUUUUUAAACAGUCUUCAUCAGGAUAUUUAUAGCUGUACAUGUGUGAGAAGCUAUUAUAUCACAGAAAUUGAAAGUCGUUUACUCAAUGAAAUUAAUCAAAAGCACUGUGAUUUGCAAUUUGGAAGAGACCCCUUUACUGUCAAAGAUCUCGUGGUGCGGUUGAAUGAUGCAACAAAAUUCCACGAAUUCUUAGACGUUUGUCAUCGAAAGCUUUUGAUGGGUAGCCAUACUGCGAAUGAAAAGUGUGGCUUUAUCAGAAUAAAUAAGGAAUCAGUAGUCCCAUAUACAAUUCGCGAAGAUCAAAAAAUGGUACCUCUUUUUUACUUUGAAGGAGAGACAGACAACUUGAAACAGAAGGCUGACUAUUUGUCCGGUUGGGAUUUAUCUUACUUGAAAUUUUGUUGUAAAGUGCAGGGAAUAAGAAAUGAGUUGUUUGCAAGUGAUUCAGUAGCAGUCAUUAGUUUAACAGAUAUUAAGGGAUAUUUUCCUCCCGGAACGGAGUUUGAAGAUUAUUGGCCAAGCAAAGUUGUAGAUACUCAGUUAUUACUUGGUUCAAAAACUCCGUCCAAUAUUAUUCACUGGACUAGACAACCUGCACAGCCACCACCAAAAGUAAUUCCAUCACAAUCUAAAGCAAACGUUACUAAUCAGCGAAAAAACGUCCAAAUAUGUCAUCAAAACUCAAACCCACUUACUCGAACCGGUCAAACAAUACGAAAUUCAGUGGACAUAGCAGAAGCAGUUAGAGCCCUAACAAAUGGUUGGACAGAUAUUGAUCCAUUGUUGCGGCAACAAGUAAUAUCUUCUAGAAUGGCUCAGCAGCAAAGGUCACCAUAUAACUCAACAUUACAAAAUAGAAACCAAAUGCAAAACUUACUAUCUACUCCAUAUGGAACAUACAACGCGCAAUCAAAUCAAAUUUCGAGGAAUUCUUCUCAAGCACCGCCACCUUUAGUCAGGACCAACCAAAGCCAAUCAGCUGCUGCUCAUAUGACCCAAAUGGCAGCCGCGAUGUCAUCUCACUCACCUCAACAGCAAAGAAGCCUUAAUUCGAUGACCAAUGGUCGAAACAUCAACAGUGGCUCGAUUAUCUCACAAAGGGCGUCUUCAAAUUCACAACAAAACAAAAAUGAUUAUAGAGUAAUCCCAUAUCCUUCUCAAGGACAAGAAAGUAAUCAAACAGUUACCCAAUAUCAGUCAUACCCAGCAUAUAAAGUUCAAAGAAUCGCUAUACAAUCAGUUACAGUUUCUUGUAUUAAUAUGACAGCCUACAUUCAUCAAGAUUAUUUAAUGCUGUUACCAGAUUUGAAAGACAUAUUUUUUCCUACAUUACAAUCAUUGGAUAUGUGUCGUAAAUUAUUAGCAACAUUGGAUAUACAACUGUAUAAGGGUAACAGAUUACAAUAUCAAGCACUACAAGAAAGUGGGAAGUCUAAUAUUGAUGGUGUGCCUCUUGUUCAAGUUCGAGAUAUUUUGAAAUGUUUACCACAAUUAAAUUACAUGAUUCGUUCUCAUGAACCUCUUGCUAAUAAGAGAGCUAGAAUAAGCUAAGAGUUUGUACCGAUUCUUUAGAGGGUAUAUUCUUAUUUAUUACAAAGCGAGAAAACUAGACAGUGCACCUCGAAUUUACUGAACUGUAAACAAUCAUCGAAAUUUCGUUUUAAAGCAAAUAAAAAAUCAAAUGUAAUUUUGACCGGAAAUGUGUAAAUACAAAAGUUUUAUUUAUAAUGGGUGCAUUCAAGAAUGCUUAUCGAUGGACAUCAAUGAUUUUUUCCAAAAUUUUUUUCAUCGAGCGCGUUCAAGUUAAAAACAAGUUCAAGUAUUGUUCGAUUCAUCGAGAAUCAUCAAAAAUCGUAAAAAUAUAUCAUUAAAGUCAAAAAUAGUAAUCAAAACACACAUUUAUGAUCGAAAAAAAAUAGCAGAAAAAAAUCAUGAUAGAAGCGAUGAGUGAUCUUGAAUGCAUCCAUUGGGUGCAUCAACGCUUCUACCAACCUCCAUCAACUCACCAAUAUCAACGCCUUUAUCAUAAAAACAAGUGAUUUUACAAUUUUCUAAUUUAUUUUGGAAGCCAUCUUAAGAAAUUAUCACGAAACUUAUUUACAUUUAAUAAAAUUUCAAGCAAACAACAUAAAUACUAGGUAUGUUAAAAAAAACUUUACGAUGAUCAGUUUGAUCUUGACAUAACAUUUUCUAAUAGGUCAAUGUAAGAUUUUAAAAAUUAUGAAGUUUUUUUUUAUAAAAAAAUCGAGCAUCAAUA
Culicoides brevitarsis is the source of this 2815-nucleotide messenger RNA. RefSeq lists its product as uncharacterized. The record is from RefSeq and is a predicted model, not a curated record. Bases 148 to 2109 code for a protein of 653 amino acids. NCBI's taxonomy places the organism in Eukaryota, Metazoa, Arthropoda, Insecta, Diptera, Ceratopogonidae. The transcript is spliced from 9 exons.